AUGGGCGAUGAGGAAGCAGCCGAUGUGCCGAGUCUCGAGUCCAUACUGAGGCAGAUCGAUCAGCUUGAACUGGCGGAUGCCAAGGCAGCUGGAAAAGGCAGAGGCCCUGCCGUGGUGGUGGAAGCCAAUCCAGCUUUGCACAGGCAGCCUGGGUCGUUGCAUCCUCGAGGGCUGCCACGUGUCUACCCCAGCAAAGGCGACAAGAAGAACGCAGGUGCCUUCGCCGGCCUUUUCCGAGACGAGGAGGCGCAUGGCGAGUCCGAGAUCGGCCGUGGUGAGGUCGAGCUGAAGCCUCGCCCAGCGGCUGAUGCCGCUUGGAAGGCCGACUCGGUGCAUGCCUGGGCACCGCGCAAGCCCCUCGCAGCCUCCCGGGACUUCAAAAAGGAGAUCCCUGGCAUGAAAGAGGCUGAGCCAGCGAAGGCACCGAAGCGGCGGCCGCUCCUGUCUGCCCCGCUGAAGGCUGGGAGCCAGGUCGAGCUGCGAGGCCUCGAUGGCUUCUUGGCAGACAUGAAUGGCCAGAGGUGUACCCUGGAGGGCUUCGACGAAGAGACAAGCACCUACUUCGUGCGCCUGCCAUCCAAGCACCUGGAGUCUGUGGCGCCCGAGAAUGUGCAUCCUCGCAAAGGAGAUACAUUUCUGCAUCUUCUUUGCCAGUGCAGGCCCUUUACAAAAGAGACUGCUGGCCUGUUCAAGCGGGUGGCUGAAGCAGUCCCGGCAGCUCUCUUCAGCAAGGUUGGGCCUGCCAAGAGAGUGUUGGGGCUCUGA
Messenger RNA from Symbiodinium necroappetens, 765 nucleotides. The record is from the annotation of a GenBank genome assembly. Lineage: Eukaryota; Dinophyceae; Suessiales; Symbiodiniaceae.